Molecule: messenger RNA, 1260 nt
Organism: Debaryomyces hansenii CBS767
Lineage: Eukaryota; Fungi; Ascomycota; Pichiomycetes; Serinales; Debaryomycetaceae
Gene: FTH2
Product: Fth2p
Exons: 1
Coding region: 1-1260 (419 amino acids)
Biological process (GO): iron ion transmembrane transport
Cellular component (GO): plasma membrane; fungal-type vacuole membrane; high-affinity iron permease complex
Molecular function (GO): ferrous iron transmembrane transporter activity
Source: RefSeq, a predicted model, not a curated record
AUGAUUCAAGUUUCUGACUAUUUCUCUAUUGAGAUAUUUUUCAUAAUAUUAAGAGAAACAUUAGAAACUGCUAUUAUUAUAUCAGUUUUGCUUUCAUUUAUAAACCAAAGAUCACAUUCCCAUGACGGUUCAGGGAAUUCGGUAAGUUCUCAAAGACAUGCUGAAGAACAAAGAAAACUUAGACUUCAGGUGUGGGCGGGUGCUGUCAUUGGUUUAUUAAUAUGCCUCGUUAUAGGAUUGGUCUUUAUUACAUGCUUUUAUAUUAUUGGUAAGGAUUAUUGGUCGUACACUGAAAGAUUAUGGGAAGGAAUAUUUUCAUUGAUUUCGUCUGUAAUUAUCACCGUAAUGGGCAUUGGGUUAUUACGAAUUAAUAAAGUUAUGAAAGUUAAAUGGUGGAUUAAAUUGGGCUCGGCUUAUAACACCGAAGACAAUAGCGGACGUCUUGAAACUAGCGAAGGGAGUGAUGAUAUAGAUAGUGAAUUAUCUGGCACUCCAGUAAGUCAAGAAAGGCCUCGAAAACAUUCCUUUACAAAGAAAUAUUUCUUGGCAAUAUUACCAUUGAUCACUACAUUAAGAGAGGGUUUGGAAGCUGUGGUGUUUGUAGGUGGAAUUGGUAUGUCACAACCUCCAACCUCAAUUCCGCUUUCGAUUGUAGGGGGGAUUCUAGUAGGUUCAGGCAUUGGCUACAUGUUGUAUAAAGGUGGUAACAAAAUGUCAUUACAGUAUUUCUUAAUUUUCCUGACAUGUUUCUUGUACAUAGUUAGUGCUGGAUUGAUGAGCAGAGGUGUUUGGUUCAUGGAAUUGGAAAGAUAUGUUAGGUUAUGUGGUGGCUUGGAUGUAAGUGAAACAGGAAGUGGUCCUGGAUCGUACGAUAUUGCAAACAGUGUUUGGCAUGUCAAUUGUUGUAAUGGAUUAACUGAUGGUUGGUGGAUGGUCUUGAAUGCUAUUAUUGGAUGGACAAAUUCAGCAACUUACGGUAGUGUUAUCUCUUACUGUACAUACUGGCUAUUUGUUUCUUUAUGGUUGGAGAUAAAAUUAUACGAAGAGAAACUGGGAGUAUUACCAUUGGUUCCAAUUAAGUGGCAAUUGAAAAGAAUAAAGAAGAAAGUCAAAUUAUACGAAACCAGACUUAAACAGCAACGUGAAUCUCACCAGCAACAUGAAGUGAACACCAACGAAUAUCAUGAACUAGACAGUAAUCCAUCUAUGGAGAUCAACCCUAGAGAAGCUGAGGGCCAAUUAUUAUUGUCCAAUGAUUGA